GGGCGGACAGUAAGCGUGGCGGCUGCCCAAAUAGCGAUUUAAAAAAAAAAAAAAAAAAAAACAAUUACCAUUGCAAUUGCAACUACAAUCACAGUUACCCUUACCGUUACCCCUACCGUUACAAUUUAUUCCCGCGUGAGGGGAAAAAAUAAAUAAGUCGGCUUGGUAGGCGGCCAACCCGCGUUACGCACAAAUCGCGAACAAUGCGAAGCGCGCCAAACUGAUAAAGGCCCACCAACCUACACGCGUAUCGUACGCAGGUAAGAAUAACUCGUUCGCAUUUGCAGUAUGUGUUUUAUGGCCCCUUUUUAACGAAGAUCCCCAUGCCCACAUGAAGCAGUACACCCCUAGGGGCGAACUAAUCUCACCUGCCAACUGCUGCAAAGGGAAAACUAUGGCUACGCUUUAGCAGAGGCGAAAGAGAUAGGAAUGACUAUAACAAAAUGAAGGGAAACCUGGAAAACAUCGUGCAGGAAGAAAACGAAUACAAGGAAGAAUGUAUUUUCACAUCAAUUGAUAUCUUUAGUGGACCGCACAACUAUCUAAAUUUUCACUACAUUUGUGAAAUACGCUUUAACGACAUUAGUUUUGUAUCUCCAUACCACUGCUACUUCUUUUUGCGAAAUCAGUUUGAAAAUGCAGAGAAGGCAGAGGCGAAUUAUAAAGAAAAUCUCAGCGCGCAGUUCGAGAGGGAGGUCUACUGGAAGGUGAUAAACGAAAGCAAAGCCACAGAACUGUUUGAGAGCGAAACGGCUAUUUAUUAUGAGCAGGGGGAGUUACCAGGGCGCAGGCGGAAGGCGCUGGAGGAUGUCGCCCAGGUGGUUAACAAGCUGGCUGUCUCGGACUUGGAGGCCAUUUCGCCCUACCUCGGCGAGAACCCCGAGUGGAAGCGAAACAAACUGACCUGGAUGGACAUGAUCCAAAGGGACAAAUUCCGCAGGUACGAAAGGAUGAGAGAAAAUCUAAAAGAGACAGGGAAGCGAGAAAUUGUAUACAAAGUAAACACGGAAGAUGUAGAAAAAGUGAAAAAUAAAAAAAUGAGAAAAGAUUUCUUCUUCUUUGGAGUUUGCGAAAAAAAGGGGCAAAACAAUUUAGGCAGAAUAUACAUGAGCAUAAGAAACGACCUCGCAAAGAACGCGGAGAUUUACACCUGGCUCUUAACAAAUUGCAACAUGCAGACAGAUCGUAGCCUUAUAGCAGACGUUUCGAUAGAGGAAAAGUACUUGGAAAGGAAAAUAGUGCAAGAGGAGGAUGACUAUUCAUAUAAUGAUGCGUUAGUGAAGGAGACUAAAAAGAGUCUUGCCGAAAAUGGGAACUUCCCCCACAGCGGACGUAUAACCGUGGAGGAAAAAACACAAAAUUACUCAUUCGAAAAAAAGGAAUAUAUAUCAUUUGGGAAGAAUGAGCAAAAUGAUAUUAUCUGCCUAAACCCCUCCAUCUCAAGAUUUCAUUGUGUGCUGUUUUUUUCCAAAGACUACCAUCUGUACCUUGUGGAUGUGGGAUCCAAGUCAAGGACGAGGUUGAACGGCAACUUGUGUGAAAUUCAUAGCAAGUACAAAAUUGUUAACAACGAUGUUAUCAGUUUAGGGGUGUCCAAGAGGACCUACAAAGUUAGCAUAAACAUUGACAGCGUUCUGUCCUACUUAGAUAAAAAACAAAGUGAAGUUAACCGUAAAAUGAAAAUGAUGAGAGAAGAUCUGGAAAACCCACUUGGGAAAAAAAACCCACUGAAAUUGAAAAUCUCCAAUAUUUUUUAUAAAUGUAAUGAAAACGAUAUAAUAGACUUUUUUAAAGAUUGUGGCGAAAUUAAAAAGAUACACUUGUAUGAUGUUCCUGCGAAUAAAGAGACGGGACGACAGAAGGUCCAAACGGACUCCAAAAAAAAGAGAUCUUUAAAGGAAGCACUGAUUGAAGUAUACGACGCAGAAACUUCUGCUAAAAUUUUGCAAAAAAAUGAAUCCUUUUUGUACGGACGAAAAAUUUAUAUCAUUUACCAACCACUGUCUACAUAUAAGCCGCGCCAUGCAAAGAGACCGACCUUUUGA
Messenger RNA from Plasmodium vivax (malaria parasite P. vivax), 2045 nucleotides. RefSeq lists its product as hypothetical. Gene Ontology annotation, molecular function: protein binding; mRNA binding. NCBI's taxonomy places the organism in Eukaryota, Apicomplexa, Aconoidasida, Haemosporida, Plasmodiidae. The record is from RefSeq and is a predicted model, not a curated record. The transcript is spliced from 3 exons. The coding region runs from base 444 to 2045 and encodes 533 amino acids.